Scomber scombrus (Atlantic mackerel) is the source of this 2948-nucleotide messenger RNA. RefSeq lists its product as uncharacterized. Bases 1 to 951 code for a protein of 316 amino acids. NCBI's taxonomy places the organism in Eukaryota, Metazoa, Chordata, Actinopteri, Scombriformes, Scombridae. The record is from RefSeq and is a predicted model, not a curated record. The transcript has 6 exons.
AUGGCUCACAUCGUGCUUCUAGUUGUCUUUUGUGUGUUGUAUUCAUGGCAAAUACAAGGGUCCAGUGCUGUGACAACUGUGUUUGUGCAGAAAGGGAAGAAUUUACAUCUGGAUGUUAACAAACCUGUUGUUCUAGGAAAAUAUGAUGAAUUUAGGUGGAGAUUCAAUGACACUCACAGUAUAGUGAGAUUAUUUCCUGAUAAACCACUAAGAAUAGUUGACCCUUAUGAAGGAAGGGUUGAGUUUUCUGUACAAAGUCACUCUUUGUUUUUGAAGAAUGUACAACACAGCGACAGUGGAGAUUACACUGCACUCUUAACUGGAGACAAAAACCAACCUCUAGCUGAAUACAAGGUCAUAAUUCAAGAUCCAGUGUCUCCAGUUCAGCUGUCAGUGAAGUCUGUGUCUAACAGCAGAGAGUCCUGUAGCCUCACUGUGACCUGCAGUACAGAGGACUCUUUCAUCAGCUUCACUUUUAGAUGUGACAACCAAACCUGCAAUCAGGAGGGAGGAGAGCAGUCAGAGAACACAACCUCUGGUUCUUCUCUCCGUGUCUACCUGUUCAAUGACUCCAUUAUCUGUAACCAUAGUAACCAGGUCAGCUGGACCAGAGACAUGAAGGAGAUUUGGCCUCUCUGCUCUCUAACUGCUGAUACUAAUGAGGGUAGAAGAAUAGCCAUUGGGAUAGUGAUCCCGGUUUUCCUCCUUUGUAUUUGUUGCCUUUACAGAAGAAUCACAAACCAACAGAAAAGAAAAAACAGUGAAAAUCCAAUAUAUGAAAGUAUUCAGGAUAUCAAUCUCAACCAAACUCCUAAUCCGAAUGCCACAGAAGAUGCUUCAGGUCUUUCUCCAACCUCCACCUACGCUUUGUUAGGACAUUCAACUGCACCUGUACAAUCCACUGAGACUGUAAACACCCCCAAACCAGAGACCAUUUACUGUAUGCUCUAAUUACCGAACUUCCAAAGUCCGACAUCCAGAACUGAAAGAACAGAAAAUUAUAAUGAUUUAGUCCAUUCACAGGACUAAAUCCUGGUCUGCCAUUGUUGUUGCUUCUUCUCCUUCUUCUCUGUAUUGUUGUUGCUUCGAAGUUGGCGCCAGUGUUUAUGGGACAGCAGCGACGUAACUGACAUAUACAGUGACGUAAUGACGAGCCAUGGAAAGCAAAUUGGUUCUCAGCUGGUUCGCAAGUUUAACCGACUGUGAACCAUCACCAGCACUGGAACUGCUUUGGUGGAAAAGGGGGUAUUAGAGAGCUUGCUGGACCCUCUUGCAAGACUUUUGCUAUUGAAACAGCUGCACGGACUGUUUCCUGAAAGACUAUAAACCACAAGUAUGUCAGAGGAAGCAGAGGUGCUGGAGUUUCUUCCUGAAACAGCUGCAUGGAAAGUUUCCUCAAUGACUAAAAACUGUAUUAGCGAUGUAAAUAUAUGUGGGUGUUGGAUUCUGCCUGUGUCCUGCACCACAGAAGGCCACAUGUUGGAUAAAAGUAGAGCUGUUUGGUGACUUUACCACAAAUACAUCAGAGGAAGCAGAGGUGCUGGAAGGAGACAAUGAAAUUCAGUUUCCUGUCAAUCAAUCAAACUGUAUUUAUAUAGCACCUUUCAUACAGACUAAUUUAGUUCAAAGUGAUCUACAGUUAGUUGAUUGACAAGCUGAUAAUAAGACAGAAUAAAUGACUAAAUUAAAAAGGAAAAUAACAAUAAUAAUAUUUUUUUUUAAAGAAAUAAAACAAAGAACAAUUUAAAGACAAAACUGGAGAUCAAUGCAUGCAAGAGAAAAUAAAAAGGAUAAACAUGCUUAAACAUUUUAAUAAAAUAAGACGAAAUAAAUAAUUAAAUAGAUUAAAAAAAUAGAUAAAUAAGUAAAAUAAGAGGGAAUAAGAGAAAAGGUUAAUUAAAAGUAAAUUAAAACUAUAGAAUCGUAAUAAUAAGAUAGUGUAAAAUAAAGUAGAUACAAAAUAAAUGAAUUAAAAAUACAUUUAAAACAGCAAAAACAAGCACAAUGCAAUAAAAUUAAAGGCUAUAAACUAUUACAUUUCUAAUCAAAAGCCAGGCUGAACAGGUGGAUAUUGAAUUUUCCUUUUAAAAAUGUCCACACUUCCAGCCGUUCUCAGGUCCUCAGGCAGUCUGUUCCAGUGGCUCGUAACGUAAAAACCAAACGCUGACUCUCCGUAGGUUUUUGUUUUGACUUUUGGAACAGCUAAAAGAUUCCUGCCUGAGGACCUGAGGAGCCGAACUGGUUCAUACACUGUCAUCAAUUGUGAUAAAUAUGCUGGUGCUAAACCAUGAAGUGCUUUAAAAACAAGUAAAAUCAUUUUCAAUACGAAAGUUAACAGGUAACCAAUGUAAAGACUUUAAAAUGGGUGUAAUGUUUUCUCUCCUUUUGGUCCUGGUCAGCACUCGGGUUGCAGAGUUCUGAAUCAGUUGUAGCUGAUUUAUGAGAGUUUUGGGUAGACCAGAAAGGAGAGCAUUACAGUAGUCCAGCCUGCUUGUGAUAAAAGCGUGCAUCACUCUCUCUGUGUCACUCAGAGAGAGAAAUGGUCGCACUUUUGCAAUAGUUUUAAGGUGAUAAAAAGCAGAUUUGGUGACAUACCCCACAUGAGCCUUGACGUUAAGGUCAGAGUCAAACACCACACCAAGGUUUCUUGUAUGUUGGCUUUGGGUAUGUCACAGGGAUCUCAAUUUUGCCACCAGUUUCUCUCUCUGAGCUUUAGAACCAGUUAGUAGUUUGUUCAGUGUAUCAAAUGUGUUUCUUAUAAUGUGACAUUUCAAGACUGUAUCCUUCUGGAAAGAAAUCUGUCCUACAGUAUUUGAGGAGGAAACAAAGUCUACUCUAUAUGAUCAUUUAUAAUACAAAGGCUCUAAGUGAUUCACAAAAAUAGGCCUGUACGAUAUGAUAUGAGAGAUUUGUUCCCUGGUUGUAAUAAAGAUAUUUUGCUUUCUUUA